Ictidomys tridecemlineatus (thirteen-lined ground squirrel) is the source of this 4991-nucleotide messenger RNA. Lineage: Eukaryota; Metazoa; Chordata; Mammalia; Rodentia; Sciuridae. The record is from RefSeq and is a predicted model, not a curated record.
CCCCGGGAGCCCAGCCAGAGCGAGCGCCGGAGCCAGGCGCGCAGGAGUGAAAAGGAGGCGGCGGCCGCGGCUGCGAGCAACAGAUCCGGGCGCCUAGAGCAGACCUUUUCUGCUACUGGGCCAUUUCUUUUUAAUUUCAAAAAAUAAAUAAUAAGUAAAAUUUGAAAAUCUUGCAUUUUUUAAAUGGCGCUGGCCCCGGGUCAGCAGGAGGUUUUCUCUGCAUCAAGAUGGGCUUUGCCGUUUCCGUCGUGGGCACUUGUGAUGGCCUGAUUGUCAGUCUUCUGUGGGCAUUUUUGAGGCCAGAAGCCGAGCACUGCAUGUAGGCGAAUCACCCUACAGAACGGUUUGGCUUUUUAAAUUUUUGUUAUUAUUUUGGGCAGAGAACAGUCGAUCUCGUGCAUUCCGUCCGCUCUGCUGAAGAGGCGGAGAGUCGUUGGUUGGGUCGCUUAGAGCGUGAAAUUCCUCCCGGGGUGAACGAGCCCCGGCCCCGCGCGCAGUCCAGCGGCCACGCGAGUGUGUCCUCCCUGCCGGCGCCGGGAAAAUGGAGGCUGUGAUUGAGAAGGAAUGCAGCGCGCUCGGAGGCCUCUUCCAGACCAUCAUCAGCGACAUGAAGGGGAGCUAUCCAGUUUGGGAAGACUUCAUAAACAAGGCAGGAAAGCUGCAGUCCCAGCUGCGGACAACCGUAGUAGCAGCAGCUGCCUUCUUGGAUGCCUUUCAGAAAGUGGCUGACAUGGCCACCAGCACACGAGGUGGUACCAGGGAGAUCGGCUCAGCUCUCACCAGGAUGUGCAUGAGGCACAGAAGCAUUGAAGCCAAGCUGAGGCAGUUUUCCAGUGCUUUAAUUGAUUGUCUGAUAAACCCACUGCAAGAACAGAUGGAAGAAUGGAAGAAAGUGGCCAAUCAGCUGGACAAAGACCAUGCAAAAGAAUACAAAAAGGCUCGCCAAGAGAUAAAAAAGAAGUCCUCAGAUACACUGAAACUGCAGAAGAAAGCAAAAAAAGUGGACGCUCUGGGGAGAGGUGACAUCCAGCCUCAGUUGGACAGCGCCCUCCAAGAUGUCAACGAUAAAUAUCUCUUGUUGGAGGAAACAGAAAAGCAGGCAGUUCGCAAGGCUUUGAUUGAAGAACGCGGCCGAUUCUGCACUUUCAUCUCUAUGCUACGGCCAGUAAUUGAAGAAGAAAUCUCCAUGCUGGGGGAAAUCACCCACCUCCAGACCAUAUCGGAAGAUCUAAAGAGCCUGACCAUGGACCCUCACAAACUGCCCUCCUCCAGUGAACAGGUGAUUUUGGACUUGAAAGGUUCUGACUACAGCUGGUCCUAUCAGACGCCACCCUCUUCCCCCAGCACCACUAUGUCCAGAAAGUCAAGCGUCUGCAGCAGCCUGAACAGUGUCAACAGCAGCGACUCCCGGUCCAGCGGCUCUCACUCCCACUCCCCCAGCUCGCACUACCGCUACCGCAGCUCCAACCUGGCCCAGCAGGCGCCCGUGAGGCUGUCGAGCGUGUCCUCCCAUGACUCAGGAUUCAUAUCCCAGGACGCCUUCCAGUCCAAGUCGCCCUCCCCCAUGCCACCAGAGGCCACCAACCAGAACUCGUCCAGCUCGGCCUCUUCUGAAGCUUCCGAAACGUGCCAGUCAGUGAGCGAGUGCAGCUCCCCCACCUCAGUCAGCUCAGGCUCCACCAUGGGCGCCUGGGCGUCCACAGAGAAGUUGUCUAACGGGUUUUCUCACUAUAGUUUAUCAAGUGAGUCCCAUGUGGGGCCCGUGGGUGCAGGCCCUUUCCCUCACUGCCUGCCUGCCUCCCGCCUGCUCCCUCGGGUCACCUCUGUCCACCUUCCAGACUACGCUCAUUAUUACACCAUUGGGCCCGGCAUGUUCCCGUCAUCUCAGAUCCCUAGCUGGAAGGACUGGGCUAAGCCAGGGCCCUACGACCAGCCUCUGGUGAACACCUUACAGCGCCGCAGAGAGAAGCGUGAGCCAGACCCCAGCGGGGGUGGACCCCCUCCCUCGGGAGGCCCUCCAGCGGCUGCAGAGGAGGCGCAGAGACCGAGGAGCAUGACUGUGUCGGCUGCCACCAGGCCUGGUGAAGAGAUGGAGGCUUGUGAGGAGCUGGCCCUUGCACUGUCGCGAGGCUUGCAGCUGGACACGCAGAGGAGCAGUCGAGACUCGCUGCAGUGUUCCAGUGGCUACAGUACCCAGACGACCACCCCAUGCUGCUCUGAGGACACUAUCCCCUCCCAAGUUUCAGAUUAUGAUUAUUUCUCCGUAAGUGGUGACCAGGAGGCAGAUCAGCAGGAGUUUGAUAAAUCCUCCACCAUCCCUAGAAACAGUGACAUCAGCCAGUCCUACCGGCGGAUGUUCCAAGCCAAGCGCCCAGCCUCAACUGCCGGCCUCCCUACCACCCUUGGACCUGCUAUGGUCACUCCAGGGGUUGCAACUAUCCGACGGACCCCUUCCACCAAGCCUUCUGUCCGCCGGGGAACCAUUGGAGCUGGUCCCAUCCCCAUCAAGACACCAGUGAUCCCCGUCAAGACCCCAACUGUCCCAGACCUCCCUGGGGUGUUGCCAGCCCCUCCAGAUGGUCCUGAGGAACGGGGUGAGCACAGUCCUGAGUCUCCAUCUGUGGGUGAGGGCCCCCAGGGUGUCACCAGCAUGCCCUCUUCCAUGUGGAGCGGCCAAGCGUCUGUCAACCCCCCACUUCCAGGCCCAAAGCCCAGUAUCCCUGAGGAGCACAGACAGGCGAUUCCAGAAAGUGAGGCUGAAGAUCAGGAAAGGGAUCCCCCAAGUGCCACUGUCUCCCCAGGCCAGAUUGCAGAGAGUGACCCUGCAGACCUCAGCCCAAGAGAUACUCCGCAAGGAGAAGACAUGCUGAACGCCAUCCGCAGGGGUGUAAAGCUGAAGAAGACUACGACCAACGAUCGUUCAGCCCCUCGCUUCUCUUAGGCUCUAGGCUCCCAGGAAAUGCUGCCAGUGUGGAAUGACUCUUUAAUUAAUAAGACCUAAUUUGUCUCAAUCCAUUCCAAUCUAUAAUCAAACAAAAAAUUUUUGUAGGCAACUCAGAAUUCAGCUCUUUUGAAAGUACUCAACAUCUUUAGAUAAGAAUUAAAAGCAACAUGUAACUGACAUAAUCUUGAUCUUUUAAUUUGUAAAUACUGACGAUUUUCUUUCUGCACAUUUUAAUCUUAGUUUCCCUUUUGAUUUUUCUGAAGGUGCCAAAUUCCAUUUAACUUUUUUACAAGUCUUUGUAAAAUUUUAAAUGCAUAGGGGGUAGGGUGGGGUGGGGCGGGAUGGGGGCAAGGGAACCACAAAGUGGUUAAUUUCAGAAAAAGAUUACUAAGUUCUUUCUUCUUUUUCUUUCCCUUCCACAAGCUUUUGUAGAUGCAUUGUAGUAGUCUAGCUUAGAAGCAAAUUUGUUAUUUUAAUGUACAAACAAAAUGGAUAAGGGGUAAAAUCCUCAUUUAAAUAUACUAUGUCUGGUUGAGAAAAGCAGGAAUAACAAUUGAUGAGCAAUAUUCAGAGUGAAGUAAAUCUGGAAGAGGUAGACUGUGUUGAGACUGGGGGGAGGGCCGUGGGAGGGGCACACUGUCAACAUAGCCAAUCCUGUUACAUUUUAAGAGUAGCCUUGUAGGUUGAAUUUCUAGUAGCUUCAUGGUCAAUGCAUCCGAAUAAGCCAUACUGGAUUGCAGUGUUUGUUUCUGUAGGGUGUUUAAGGACUUCCUUUCUUCCACUGCACACAGCACCCGCCUCCAAUCCCGCGCAUGCUGCUGCCACUGGGUAGACAUAGAACUCCUCCCACCCCCACUUUAGUUUCUUGUCUAUUGUACUCACUUCAUGGAAUCCAAAUACAUCCAAAAGGGUAAGGCAGUUUAAAAAUGUGAAAACAUUUAAAAAUGAUAGCAGGGAAUUCUUAGAUAUAGCAAAUGCCUUUUACUUAACUGUGCCCAGCAGGCUGGGUACAUUGAAAAGCCCAAAUAUUUUGAAAAAACUCAAGCAGAUUUAACAAGCGUAACCAGCUCGGAGUCUAGCAAUUUGCCAAUGUGUUUACCAAUCUGGGGGCUUGUUUUUCUUAUUUUCCUUAAAUAAGUCGCAAUUAAUUGGCUUCAUACUAAACAUUGAAGAAAGGAAGAUUUAUUUAUUGUCACUGGGAGUGUGACCACUAUACUGUCCCUUUUUUGUGUUCCAGACAAUGUUUAUGUCUUUUUUUUUUUUUCAAGAGGAAGUUAAAUUUGUUAUAAUGCCCAUCCCUCAAAGUCAACAGAGACUAGUAGAUUUAAAGGGAUCACAUUUGGAAAAGGCACUGUUUUAAAGAAAGCAAGUCCCUUAGUGGUGGGGUAGUUAAAACAGUGCAUACUUGUGACUGUACCUCUCAAGGAAGAGGAGUUGGUAGGUCCCCAGAUGCCCUGCAGAUUUCUGUUGGCUCUAAUCUUCAAUUACACAAUCUUAUGCUUUAAUACAUAAACCACGUUGGAUGUGAGGGUGAUAUACCUGUACAGUCAUUGUUCUAUUUAUUAAUAUUUAACACUGCUGUGAUUGCUCAAGGACAUUUUAUGUUAUGGCUUUAAAGCAAAGGCAUGAUUAUUAGAAACUAUUUAAGCUUUUUUCUUUGAAAAACAAGCUCCUUUUACAGACUAUAAGCAACAGUAGUGCCUGUGGUUUAGCCCACCAAUCUUGAUGACUAAAAGUAGCUGAUGCAUUGUGCAUAUGAUGCUUGAGAUGGUUUUUGCAAAAGCAGAAAUCGCUGCAAGGUAAUUACAAUAGUUAAAAGUGGUAUUUUAAACCUUCGAAAUAAAUGGAUGUAACUGUACUUUGGUACAGCUUUUCACUUGUUUAGUUUUUAAACGUUAGUAUAAUCUGAAUAAAUUUAAUAUAAAAUGUUGCCAAAUUCAAUGUAGAAAGAAUGUGACAAAACACCUUGGAUAGUUCUGUUUGUGUUUUUGCAUAUUGUAAAAGCAGUGUCACAGCUAAAAAUAAAAAGAUCCUUUCUAAAGGUAAA